Messenger RNA from Penicillium crustosum, 1497 nucleotides. Its product is annotated as Hsp20/alpha crystallin family protein. Bases 1 to 1497 code for a protein of 498 amino acids. The record is from RefSeq and is a predicted model, not a curated record. NCBI's taxonomy places the organism in Eukaryota, Fungi, Ascomycota, Eurotiomycetes, Eurotiales, Aspergillaceae. The transcript has a single exon. Gene Ontology annotation, biological process: response to heat; protein folding; response to salt stress.
AUGGCUUCCAUCUACCAACUCAACCAGCCUCCCAAUCCGUUUUGGGACUUCGUCAACGACAAUCUAGAGGACCAUCCUUUCUUUGCUCCUCACGGCCACCGCGGACACCACGGACAUAGUGGACGUCGUGGAUGGGAUAACCCCCAGCAGAGCGGCAACACCACCCGAGGUGCUCAAGCAGGUGAAACCACUGAGGCUAAUGACAAUAUGGAGAAAGACGAAACGUCAGCAUCGGACUCCGACUCCCCAGACACACACCAGCAUCGCUGCGACCACUGCGGACAUGGUAAGGGCAAGGGUAGGGGUCGUGGAGGCCCCGGCCACCAUGGUCCAGGCCCAUUCCAUGGCAAAGGUGGCAAGGGAAAGCAUGGACAUGGCCCUCACGCCGGGCCCUAUGGUCACCACGGUUACCACAACACCUCUAAGGAAUUCCCACAGGACUCCGAAGCACCCCAAGCAGUCGGUGAGCUCUCCGAGGCCAACGCCAUUUCCUCCGCCUCUAAAGAGAACAUCGAAACCUCGGUAUCUGACUCUGAUUCUCCUGACAACAACCACCGCCGCCACGGCCACGGCGGAAAGUGCAAAAAUAAGGGCCAUGGAGGUCCUGGUCACCAUGGACCAGGUCCCUACCGCGGCAAGGGUGGCAAGGGAAAACACGGUCAUGGACCUCCUCCUGGGCCUUACGACUUCCACGGCUACGUCCAUGACCACCACCACGGUGCCGGCGCAUUCGGGGGUCCUGGGCGCGACGGAAGGGGCAGACAUGGAUAUGGACACGGACAUGGUCCCCACCCUGGUCCAUACGGUUUCCCGGGCCACCACCACCACCCCAACGCCGGUCCCUUCGGUUUUGGGCCCCGCGGACAUGGCAACCAUCACAAUGGAGGCCCCGGUGGCCGCGGCAGACAACACGGCGGUCCUCCUUUCGGCGGUCCGUUCGACUUCCUACGCCAGCUCGGUGCAGGACUUGGGUUUCCCAUGAACGGGCCUACCGCAGAGGGUGUUGACUUCACGCCCUCCGUUGACGUCUUUGACACCCCCGCCAAUUACAUUGUGCAUGUCUCACUUCCCGGAGCUAAGAAGAGCGAUCUCAGUAUUGACUAUGAUGCUGAUGAGUCUGUUCUGCAUCUGGCGGGUGUUGUUUACCGUCCCGGUGUCAAUGAGGAUAUGCACCAGGCUCUUGUUAUGGAAGAGCGGGGUCAGCACGUUGGUGUCUUUGAGCGUGAGGUCCGUUUGGGGACUCGUGUUGCACCGGCCUUCGUUGUUGUUGAUGGAAUCUCGGCGAAGCUGGAGGAUGGUGUUUUGAAUGUUACUUUGCCGAAGAUUGUUCAGGAUCCUGAGGUUGGGAAGAAGAAGGUUAUUGUGGAGGAUGGCGAUUUGGAUAAUGAGAAGGAUGCUAUGGUCGUGGAUGAGAGGACUCUCACUCCGGUGGAGUCUGAAGCAAGCGAUGUUGAAGAUGGUGAGACGAGAGAGUAUGUCCAGGUUCAUGUGCAGUGA